This is a messenger RNA of Gadus morhua (Atlantic cod), 5384 nucleotides long. RefSeq lists its product as uncharacterized. Bases 1821 to 5186 code for a protein of 1121 amino acids. Gene Ontology annotation, molecular function: zinc ion binding; protein binding. The record is from RefSeq and is a predicted model, not a curated record. The transcript is spliced from 4 exons. Lineage: Eukaryota; Metazoa; Chordata; Actinopteri; Gadiformes; Gadidae.
CGACGACUCUCAAGUCUUUGAGCUCGAUUCCAAGUCAAGUCUAGAGUCUUUGAGGGGCAAGUUCAAGUCAAUUCUCAAGUCUUUUGCCAGAAGUCCAAGUCAAGUCUCAAGUCUCUGGCCAUCUGGUCUGGUAAGGGAUAAUGUAUAGAACACCGGUCAUUAUCGGGAGAAUAAGGCUUAUUUACAAUAAUGAUCGCGGACGUUCUAUGCAUUAUUCUGCUUAUUAUACGGCUACUUGCCAAAACAAGAAAAGUAACUUCACACUCUGUGUCUUUUUACAAUUGAUUUGUUACCAGCAUUCGUAGUGUUGAUCAGCAGCGAUAUAGUCAGCCAAAGACGUUGACGUUGCUUAGCAACCAAGGAUGCUGGGGUUGAUAAGUUACCGGACUACUUGCGGAGUAAUACGACUGACGGCAAAAAAUCCACUUUCCUUAACAGCGGUCAUUGUAUGCUUAGCAAUAUGCUUCCAAAAAAAAUUCACUGCUGGAAGUUUUGAAGGCCCAUGCAAGUGAACGGAGCGUUCCGCAGCAUUGAGAAGAGCCGUUUAAUAAAUAACGAUAGUCACAUACAUUAUUCGAUAUUCUACGUGACUCAGACUAUUCAACUAUUCGGCGAUCGUUGCCCAUCCCUAAUACAAAUACACCAAUGAACUUAGAUUUAAAGCUAUAAUUGCAUGACUUGACAAGUCUCGAAGCUCGAGUCCGAGUCAAGUCUGAAGUCUUUUGGGUGGAGUCACAAGUCAAGCCUGAAGUCGCCGUUUGUGCGACUUUAGUGCGACUCGAGUCCGAGUCUCAGACUCGAAUCCCCAUCUCUAUUGUGUGUGUUUGUGCUUUAGUAUUACGUUCUUAACUACCCCCCAGAACGGAAGUCUCCUGAUGAGUGGGUCUCAAUUUCCCAUCAGGCAGAAAUGUUGCCCGGAUAGCCAGAUAACAAGGACCUUAACAGCUUCAUUAAGGCGUCAGCAUUGUAGAGGUACUGUCUGAAAGAACCGCUCCCAAAAGUUUGUACUUCCUCAAAUUCCGAACUCCGUAGCCCCCUAGCCAGGAGGGACACAGACUCCUCCACCCACUAUUUUCUCAUUUUCUGAGGCUCAAUGCACACCUUGAUAACAACUAGAACUAAAUUACAGAUACCAGUUGUGCGUCUCUGAAUAGUGAAUUUGUUGGUCUGGUUCGUCUGCCCUACCCUGAGCCACGUGAUGCAGCUGUUUCAUGAGGUUGAAGUCUGGGAGAUAAGCCUUAUAUAACUACCAGCGUUAACUCAAUAUUAAAACACAAACCAUAAUAGCACAUAUAACCUGGACCCACAGGGAGAGUGUUGCUUUUAUUUCUUUAUUUUUUUCUUUAAAGACUGUGUAGAAAAUUACCAGCAUCAGGACAAGUCAAGUAAACUGUUUUUACAUAUCUCUUACUCCCAGUCUGGUUGUGCACCGGCCAUUGGUCUGUGUUUUGUCAUAUAUUCUGUUUUCAAUUAUUUUUAAAAAAAACACAUCAACGCAUUUGAAUUACAGCGCAUGAAUGCCCCCAAAGCCAGAGUGUGGAACUUGAACCGUUAUUGAACUGUGUCCGUGGGGGCAGUGCCAGCUGCCAGGGGAGGAGCCAGGUGUUGGGGAAGGAGAGGAGAGGACAUCUUGUUAAGGAAAUACAACUUACGGUAAUAAUAAGGGAAUCAUUUUGGAAAAAAAUGUCUAAGAAACAGAAACCACAAAAAGGUGAGUAAAAAAGCACAACUUUGAGAGAAGUCAAAUCCUGUUUACAGUUAUGGAAUAACAAAAGUAAUGGUAUUGCUCAAUACAUAUAGCUUCUUGUCUGCGUCUAGGAAUGGCCUCUGAAAACACUUCCUGGUCUGAGGAGAACUUUUCAUGUUCCAUCUGCCUGGAUGUGUUCAGCAGUCCAGUUACCACGCCAUGUGGACACAACUUCUGCAGAACCUGUAUUACUAUGUUUUGGGAUGAACAAGUCCAGCACAAAUGUCCUGUUUGCAAUGACCUUUUCAACGCGAGACCUGAUUUACGGGUCAAUAUCCUCUCAUCAGAGAUGAUUGAUCGGUUUGGAACUUCUGUACGAGUAAAAGAGCAGCCUUGUGUUGGACCAGCAGAAGUUCCCUGUGACGUCUGUACUGGGACCCAGCUGAAGGCUUUGAAGUCCUGCCUAGAGUGUUUCAUGUCUUUCUGUCAAACCCACCUGGAGCCACAUCAGAGAGUCGCAGUCCUGAAGAAACAUCGGCUGGUCGAGCCUAUGGACCGUCUGGAUGACAGGAUGUGUAAGAAACACGACCGACUUCUGGAGCUCUUCUGCCAGACUGAACAGGUGUGUGUGUGUCAGUUCUGCACAGAGAAAGACCACUGGUCCCAUCCUGUUGUACCUUUAAAGGAGGAAUAUGAAGUGAAGAUGGCCCAGCUGGGAAAGAUGGAGGCUGAAGUUCAGCAGAUGAUCCAGGAGAGACAAAGAAAUAUUCAGGAGAUUAAAGACACAGCUAAACGCAACCAAGCCAAUGCAGACAGAGAGAUUGCCGAUGGUCUGCAGGUCCUCACCGCUCUGAUGCGCUCCAUUGAAAAGUGCCAGGAGGACCUUAACCAAAUGGUUAAUGAGAGACUGAAAUCCACAACGAAACAAGCUGUAGGCCACAUCAGAGAGCUGGAGCAGGAGGUAGAAGCUCUGACCAAUAGAAGCUCAGAGAUGAAGCAGCUCUCACACACUAAAGACCACCUCCACUUCCUCCAGGCCUUCAGAUCCCUGAAGAAUCCUCCACCCGCCAGGGACUGGACAACGGUGGAGGUCCGUCCUCCGUCAUACGUAGGGACCUUGAGGAGAUCCCUGGAUCAGCUGGAGGAGACACUGAACAUGGAAAUGAAGAAGCUGUGUGAUGCUGAACUGAAGAGGGCCCAGCAGUAUGAAGUAGAUGUGACUCUGGAUCCCGAUACAGCUCAUCCCAGUCUCAUCCUGUCUAAUGAUGGGAAACAAGUACAUGAUGGAGGUGUAGGGAAGAAACUCCAAGACAACCCGAAGAGAUUUACAAAGUAUGUAUAUGUUCUCACGAGGCAGAACUUCUCUUCAUGGAUAUUUUACUUUGAGGUCCAGGUCAAAGACAAGACUGCAUGGCGUUUGGGAGUGGCCAGAGAGUCCAUCGACAGAAAAGGUCUGAUCAUAGUGAGCCCUGAGAAGGGUUACUGGACACUUUACUACGACGAGGAUGGGAUGGUGUUUAAUGGUAACACUGCUUUCCGUCUUCCUCUGAGAGCUGAGCUCCAGAAGGUGGGGGUGUUUGUUGAUUAUGAUGAGGGUCUGGUCUCCUUCUAUGAUGUGGAAGCCAGGGUUCAUAUCUACUCUGCUACUGGCUGUAACUUUAGAGAGCCUCUCUAUCCAUUCCUCUGUCCAUGUGAUCAUGAGGGUGGUACAAACUCUGCCCCCCUGAUCAUCUCACCUGUCCACUCAUCCAGGAUUGGCGUCCCCACGGUGAUCGCCGUGACAACGCUGAGCAUCGGCGCCAGGAACUCGCUGCCCAAGGUGGCGUCCGGCGUCGCCAUGGGCCGGUUCAUCAGCGCGUGCCACGCCGGCCUUCGAAUGGCCUCUGCUAACAAUGCCUGGUCUGAGGAUAACUUCUCAUGUUCCAUCUGUCGGGAUGUGUUCAACCAUACAGUUACCACACCAUGUGGACACAAUUUCUGCAGAACCUGUAUUACUAAAUUCUGGGAUGAACAAGUCAAGUACAAAUGUCCUGUUUGCGACAAGCUUUUCGACACAAGACCUGAUCUACAGGUCAAUACUCUCUUAUCAGAGAGGGUUAAUCGCUUUGGAACGUCCGUACGAGUAAAAGAGCAGCCUUGUGUUGAACCAACAGAAGUUCUCUGUGACUUCUGUACUGGGACCCAGCUGAAGGCUGUGAAGUCCUGCCUAGUGUGUCUUAUCUCUUACUGCCAAACCCACCUGGAGCCACAUCAGAGAGUCGCAGGCCUGAAGAAACAUCGGCUGGUUGAGCCUAGGGACCGUCUGGAAGAAAGGAUGUGUAAGAAACACGACCGACUUCUGGAGCUCUUCUGCCAGAAUGACCAGGUGUGUGUGUGUCAGUUCUGCACAGAGGGUGACCACAGGUCCCAUCCUGUUGUACCUCUAAAGGAGGAAUAUGAAGUGAAGGCAGCCCAGCUGGGGAAGAUAGAAGCUGAAGUUCUGCUGAUGAUCGAGGAGAGACGAAAAAUUAUUCAGGAGAUUAAAGACACAGUUAAACGCAGCAAAGCAGAUGCAGACAGAGAGAUUGCCGAUAGUGUGCAGGUCCUCACAGGUCUGAUGCGCUGCCUUGAAAAGUGCCAGGAUGAUCUCAACCAAAUGGUUAAAGAGAGACUGAAAUCCACAGAAAAAAAAGCAGAAGAAUUCAUCAAAGAGCUGGAGCAGGAAAUAGAAGAUUUGACCAAUAGAAGCUCAGAGGUGAAGCUGCUCUCCGGCAAUAAAGACCACCUCUACUUCCUCCAGACCUUCAGAUCCCUGAAGAAACAUGCGCCCACCAGGGACUGGACGACGGUGGAGGUCCGUCCUCCGUCAUACGUAGGGACCUUGAGGAGAUCCUUGGAUCAGCUGGAGGAGACACUGAACAUGGAGAUGAAGAAGCUGCGUGAUGCUGAACUGAAGAAGGUCCAGCAGUAUGAAGUAGAUGUGACUCUGGAUCCUGAUACAGACCAUCCCAGUCUCAUCCUGUCUGAGGAUGGGAAACAAGUAUAUCACGGAGGUGUAUGGAAGGAACUCCCAGACAAUCCUAAGAGAUUUUCAAAGAAGUUUUAUGUUCUCACGAGGCAGAGCUUCACCUCUGGGAGAUAUUACUUUGAGGUCCAGGUUAGAGACAAGACUAUAUGGCGUUUAGGCGUUGCCAGAGAGUCCAUCGACAGAAAAGGUCAGAUCAGAGUGACCCCUGCGACGGGUUACUGGAUUAUUACUUUCAACGACGAUGUGUUGGGAUUUAAUGAGGUCCCUGUUGUCCGUCUCCCUCUGAGAGGUAAGCUCCAGAAGGUGGGGGUGUUUGUUGAUUAUGAUGAGGGUCUGGUCUCCUUCUAUGAUGUAGAUGCCAGGGUUCAUAUCUACUCUGCUACUCGCUGCACCUUUACUGAGCCUCUCUAUCCAAUCCUCAAUCCAUGUACACGUUGUGAUGGUAGAAACUCUGCCCCCCUGAUCAUCUCACCUGUCAAUCAAACAGACUAGGACCUUUGUUUGAUAAUAAAUUAAUAAAUACUUCAAUAAUCAAUGACUAAUGUUGUUACCUGAAUUAGAAUAUGUACCAUUUGAGAUCUUAGAGAACUGUAUUUAUAUCAUAAUGUACGCUGUCAUUCGACAAGGAUAAUUUUAUUAAGAGACUUACACAAAGCAAGCAUAAUAAACUCAUAAAUUAUUAAAUAACUG